Molecule: messenger RNA, 1455 nt
Organism: Trichoplusia ni (cabbage looper)
Lineage: Eukaryota; Metazoa; Arthropoda; Insecta; Lepidoptera; Noctuidae
Product: basic salivary proline-rich protein 2-like
Exons: 1
Source: RefSeq, a predicted model, not a curated record
GUGCACUUCGGUGGAAUGCAAGCUCCCGCACGACCAAUCCAAGGCUAUUACGACACACCUAAACCUCAGUGUCCUCCGUUGGACCCGAAACCUUGUAAACCAUCUGAUAAAAAAUCUCCUGCGUCUGAUCCCUCAAACUGCCCUGUUCAUCCAAUGGCAAGGACCGUCACAUGUAAACCCAGUAAAAAGGACCCAUGUAGCACUCCACGUAGAAAAGAUCCUUGCGCCCCGAAAGAAAAAAAGAAGUGCGGCGUCAAGGGUAACACUAGUUUUAUAACCACAGAGGCUAAAUUCGAUGUUUCAUAUCUGACACAAUUUCUUCUAGACCCAAAAAAAUAUUUUUUGGAAACCGAUCAAUCUCUAGAAAUAUUGGAAAAAAAAUACCCUACCCUACUCGGACUUUCCGCAAAGCAGGAUCUUACAAAUCAAAAUUUCUAUGAAUUAUCAUUUGAUCCUGCCUCUAUAAGAUGUCCAUCACGAGGAUAUAAAAGAAGAGGUAGCUCAUGUCCGCCAUUGGGAACACCUCAUAGAGGAUAUUACUGUCCGCCCACGGAGAGUUGCCCAUCUCAAGGAGAUGGAGGAGGGGGUUGUUUUUGUCCACCCUGGUUUGAAGGUUUUGAGGAAGGAUAUGAAUGUCCAUCUCGAGGUGGUGUAGGAGACGGUGGGCUAUAUCAGACACUUAGUUGUGCCCCACCGAGAUGUCCUACUCAUGAUCCUAAAAAGGGAUGUCCUCCUAAAGGAAGUUCCGCUAAUAAAGUCAAACCAAGAUGUCCUGAUGGAAGUGGUUCAGGAUCAGGAUCAUGUCCUCCACCAAAGAAAAAAGGUUGUCCCCCUCCUAAAAGUAAAGGAUCCUCCUGUGCUCCAAAGAAAGCAGUGUCAUGCCCAACUCCUAAAAGUAGUCAUCCAUGUGCUCCCCCAAAGAAAUCAUGUGCUCCUGCUACAAGUAGCAGUACCUGCCUCACUUCUAAAAGUUUUAAAAGUAAAUUAUCAUUAUGUCGUUCUCCCAAGAAAGCAGCGUCAUGUUCUCCUCCGAAAAGUCAAAAAUCGGGCUGUGGUCCCCCAAAGAACGUAGUGAAAUGUUCCCCUUCCAAAGAUCCAUGUGGUCCAUCAAAUAAACCACCGGCAUGUCCCUCUUCAAAAAAAAAAGAUCCUUGCGGUGGGAAAGGUAGUAAAGGUGGUGGUAAAGGCAAAGGAUUUGUAUGCCCACCCCCAAAAAAAGUUCCAGAUUGUCCUCCUAAGGGUAAGGGUAAAAGAAGAUCUGGUAAAGGAUUUGUUUGCCCACCCCCAAAGAAAAUACCGGAUUGCCCUCCUAAGAGUAAAGGGGGUAAAGGAUCAAAAGGAUCUGUAUGUCCUCCCCCAAAGAAAGUUGAGGGCUGUCCGCCACCAAAAGCUAGCGGUUGUGGACCAAGCAAAACCGAGAAGAAGCCCCCCGCCUGCAAACCUCGAAAGUGCUAG